AUGGCUCUUACCUCGUCGUUGCUGGCGUCGGCGACUCCAAGUGUCAUCGCACCAGCAGACAUUACCAUCGGUCAUGUGCAACUUCGAGAUUUAAUCAUAUGUCCACGCGAGGCUGGGAUCGUCAAUUACGUUCAUAACAAGUCGAUUAUUGAGCAUGACCUUCAUGCUCCAGACUUGGCACCAAGACCUGUAGCCGAUCUCGCAUUCAUCCCAAACACACUUUCUUCUUUAACCCUUCCUGAUUCCCCGCACACACUCCUCGCAGCAGGUGGUCAGGACACCGAGAUUCAUCUCUCACUUCACAGUCCAUCGCGUACCCGUGCGCUCUGGCAAUUCUCCCGCAAGCUCAGUGGAAGCAUCAACAAUUCCGUCCUCCUUUCACGCGCAUUCGACAGUUCUAAUGAACUACGACUUGUUGUGAGUAAUAAUGACUGGACAGUUCGCCUCUACGACGUGCCCCUCCGAGCCCGUGGGGCACAGGACCUCAGAUGCUGUGGGGCCCUCAGGCUCAAGGAGCCUGUGAAUCAUUCCUCCAUAUCGCCCGACGGCCGUACCUUACUCUCAGUCGGAGACUCUCCUCGGAUCUACCUUCACUCUCUUUCAGGCAGCGCUCGGCUUUCCUUCAAUCGCGUCACAACAUUGCAGAUCCCGUCCGCCAUCUCCAUCCAUCCCAACUCUCUCGUAGCGUCCUUUAGCACCGCAUGGAGCGCCGACGGACUUAAGUUCGCUGUUGCUUGUCAAGAAGGAGUUGUCGCAAUCUGGGACGUGCGAAGCACAAAGCCGCUAAAGGUGCUGCAUACGGGUCGUGAGAGGGGCGGUGGUGAUAACGGGUGGAUGAGUGAUGACCCAUGGGACUGGGCACGCAGAACCUCACGUGCCCCAGGAUGGGGUGCGCGGAGCGUCAAGUUCGGAUGUGGCGGAGUUGGCGCGCGGGCAGGCCAUGAGGUAAUGACGUAUACUGAGCACACCAAUCUCCUGCACGUCCUUGAUGCUCGAACAUUCGAAACUGAAGAAAUCAUCCGCGUGCCCAACAUCUCUUGCAGCAAAACUCCUCCUGCUCAUACACGCACCCUUCCACUACUUAGGCAUUCAGGAGGGCGACUGAGUGCACGUGCCGCACGCCGCGACGACAGCGUUGUCGUCAUACCUCCGCACGGUGUACUGCCCCGGACGACGUCAUGGACGAGCGCACCGCCCUCGAGGAUGUCAGAUCGAACAGGUGGCAGUGAUGAGGGCGAUACGAUGGACCUCGAUGAGCUCGAGGUGGACUGCUUGUCACGUGGGGGCUCGCCACCUCCAAUGAACUUGCACCGCACCCCAAGCCCAUAUCGGCCCAUCAGCCCAUCGCCUCUCUCUUCCCAAACAUACCGUCCCGCAAGUCCGCCGUAUCGCCCCUCAAGCCCUCCGUACGGCCUCACAACCACAACACCCGUAUUUCACCCCUACCUGCCAGUGCGUCCGCGGCGAACACAUGGGGAGGAAGGAGAAGUCGAUCGUGCAGGAACGGUGGCAGAACAUGAAGAUGCGGAUAUUGCGGGGACGUGCUUCGAUCCAACAGGAGGUUUCCUGUACGUGGCGACGACGGCUGGUGUUGCUGAGUGGGCCGUACGUGGUUCGGAAAAACGUUGGUGGGGAAGUGGACAGUGGGCUUAG
Suillus fuscotomentosus is the source of this 1653-nucleotide messenger RNA. RefSeq names its product WD40-repeat-containing domain protein. The transcript is spliced from 5 exons. The coding region runs from base 1 to 1653 and encodes 550 amino acids. The record is from RefSeq and is a predicted model, not a curated record. NCBI's taxonomy places the organism in Eukaryota, Fungi, Basidiomycota, Agaricomycetes, Boletales, Suillaceae. Gene Ontology annotation, molecular function: protein binding.